AUGCGAGGCACUGGUCCUAAUAUUCGUGACUCAGGACUUGGCGACCUCUCCGUCCUGAGCGAUGCUCUCUUGCUGGAGCUGCUAGGCAUUGGCGCUCUGGGCGCCGUGGCCCUGGGCCGACUGGCGCUGGUCAGCAAAUCUUUCUACUGCUUUGCCAAUUUAGAGGAGCUCUGGAAGGGCAUGGUGAUCGAGGAGCUGGGCGGUGGGUUCUCUUGGUGCGGCACCUGGCAGCGGACCUACCUGGUAUCUACAGGGCUGCUACCGGAUGUUGAUGUGGUUCGCAGCGCCAAACGCCGCAAGGCUGAACUGCCUAAUUGCUCAGUGGUGCCUGUGGAGGCGGAGAAGAUUGCCGCCGCCGUAGCAGCAGGAGCAGAAGGAGCAGCAGCAGGCGACACCUCCGAAACCGCCGGUCCCGGACCCUCUUCCGCCGCUGCCGACAGCACAGCGCAUCCGCAGCAGCAGCAGCAGCAGCAGCAGGGGGGUAGCAGCUGCCGGCGGCUACUGCGCCGUGUGCCCGGGUGUGGUCGGCAACGCUAUCUCCGAGUGCGCGGAUUCUAUUCGGACCUGCUGUACCAACCCUGGUUUUGCGCCACCAUGAAGCUGCCGUACGAGUGGCUGGAGACGGAUAACAUAGACAGGCGGAGCGGCCUCACACCCGAGCAGUUUCGGCGCGAGUACGAAAUCCCUAACCGUCCCGUCAUCCUAACGGACGCCAUGUCCUGCUGGCCGGCCCGGGGGAAGUGGAGCUGCAAGUACCUGGCCGGGGUGUUCGGGGACAGGCGGGUUAUUGUGGGCAACAUGCCCAUGCCCUUCAGUACCUACUUGUCGUACUGCUCGUCCAAUCGCGAUGAGAUGCCGCUGUACCUGUUCGACAAGCACUUCACGGCGGUGGCUCCCUCUCUGGAGCUUGACUACCACGUGCCGCCUCAGUUCGGGGAGGACCUCUUCGGGCUGCUGGGGGAGGGGGAGCGCCCCGACUACCGGUGGCUGAUCCUAGGUCCACGUCGCAGCGGCUCCUCCUUCCACGUGGAUCCCAACGCCACGUCAGCUUGGAAUGCCCUGCUGUGGGGCGCCAAGAAGUGGGUCAUGUACCCGCCGGGGUCGGUGCCGCCCGGGGUGCACCCCUCGCCUGACGGUGCGGAUGUGGCCACACCGCUGUCGCUAACGGAGUGGUUCGUCAACUUCUACGUCGCGACACGCGAGGGCAAGGUCCGCCCCAUUGAGUUCAUCGCUCGGCCCGGAGAGCUGUUGUUCGUACCCCGAGGCUGGUGGCACUGCGCACUGAAUCUCGAGGAGAGUUGCGCUCUGACCCAGAACUUCGUGUCGGCAGUGGGUCUACCCGCCACCCUGGCCUUCCUCAAGUCCCGCAGGCCCGAACUGGUGUCGGGCUGCGCACUCGAGAGCAGAUGUAACCUGUACGACAGAUUUAUGGCGGUGCUGCGGGAAAAGCGGCCCGAUGUGUUGGCGGCGGUGGAGGCGAGGCAGGAGGAGGCGAGGGCCAAGGCGCGAGAGGCCAACAGGCGCGCGGUGUGGUGUGGUGUGCGUGUGGUGGUGCUGGCUGCGCUGUUCCGCGCCCCCGAUUCGCAGCCACACGCUAUCGGUAGCAGCCGCAAUGGCGGAGGUGGUUGUGCCAACGGUGUUGCUGGUCGGCAUUGCAACGGUCACGUGGCUGAAGCGACAGAGGGCGACAGGGGGCCCAGGGCCGCCGCAAGUGACGGCAUUGGGGCGUGUGGCAAUUGCGGUGGUAAUAAUGAUGGCGGCGGCUUCUCGUUCGGUUUCAGCUUUGGUGGGCCCGGUGGCGAGCGCGGCACGCCGGAUUCGGGUUCGGGUGGCGGGUUUAAGUUUGGCUUCGGCCUGUAAAGUGCCGUGCUGCGUUACACACACCAGCCCCGGAUUCGGAAUGUCGGUGGAUUCCCAGUAUGUGUUGGCUGCGCCGACAGUGCUUGGGUUUUGUCGAUGAUUGCUCUGGCAGUCCCUAGAAUUGUAGCCAUGACCGGAACCUGACAGCACGUGUGUGUAUGUGUGUGUGUGUGUGUGUGUGUGUGUGUGUGUACACCGGUGAAUAGAAUGGAGGGCGGUCGUCCCCCCAUUGGCAUCCCCAGACUAGAAAACUUCGCCCUCGCCGCCAGACACACUGCUCCACCAAGUGACGUCAGUGACGAGCUGCUGGUACGAGCUACGAUGUAAUUCCACCAACGUAACACGACUAGGGGGCCGGCUUUUUAAAGCCGAAAAGGGGCUCGGCCCCGGUGCAGCCACUUACAGGAAAGCUAUCUUCGCGCUCCGAUUUAUCUGGAAUAUCUCCUUUGGCAUUUCGAUAUAGAAUAGAUAUAGCUUCUACAUUCAAUCUUUUGCGGAGCGAGAUAUGUAACUUUAUGUCAAAC
Molecule: messenger RNA, 2384 nt
Organism: Volvox carteri f. nagariensis
Lineage: Eukaryota; Viridiplantae; Chlorophyta; Chlorophyceae; Chlamydomonadales; Volvocaceae
Exons: 12
Coding region: 1-1860 (619 amino acids)
Cellular component (GO): nucleus
Molecular function (GO): cis-regulatory region sequence-specific DNA binding
Source: RefSeq, a predicted model, not a curated record